AUGCGGCAUCCGGCGUCAUCGUGGGAUCACGGAUAUGAUCUCGCCGCCCGUCAACUUCAGGAGAAGUGUCAGGAGAUGCGUACCCACCUGUACUCUACCUUCGUGGACCUGACGAAAGCCUUCGACACGGUGAAUCGUGAAGGACUGUGGAAGAUUAUGCAGAAAUUUGGCUGUCCGGCGCAAUUCACUCAGAUGGUGCGUCAGCUGCACGACGGUAUGAUGGCGCGAGUCACGGACAACGCAGCUGUCUCAGAGGCAUUCGCAGUGACCACCGGAGUGAAGCAGGGAUGCGUACUGGCGCCAACCCUCUUCAUUUUUAUAUUCUCUGUCAUGCUGAUAGAAGCAUUCCGCGACGAACGCCCCCGGAUCCGCAUCGCCUAUAGAACGGACGGUCAUCUCCUGAAUCACCGGCGCAUGAACCUCCAAUCGCGCGUAUCCACAACCACCGUGCAUGAACUCCUCUUCGCCGACGACUGCGCCCUGAACACCACCUCGGAAGAGGAAAUGCAACGCAGCAUGGACCUAUUCUCAGCCGCCUGCGAGAACUUCGGUCUGGUCAGUAACACGCAGAUGCAUCAACCGCCACCCAACUCAGCCACAGCCCCCAAUGCGCCGCCGCAAAUCAGUGUGAACGGAACCAAACAGCAAGUGGUGGAGAACUUCCCGUACCUGGGCAGUACCCGCUCCUGCAACACCAAGAUCGAUGACGAAGUCGCCAACAGGAUCUCGAAAGCCAGUCAAGCCUUCGGUUUCCUCCAAAGCACAGUUUGGAAUCGCCACGGUCUUCAACUGAGCACGAAGCUAAAGAUGUACAAGGCCGUCAUCCUGCCGACGCUACUGUAUGGAGAGGAGACUUGGAUGGUGUACGUAAAGCAGGCACGCCGACUGAAUCACUUCCACGUCAGUUGUCUUCGUCGCAGCCUGACGCUGAAGUAG
Molecule: messenger RNA, 936 nt
Organism: Spirometra erinaceieuropaei
Lineage: Eukaryota; Metazoa; Platyhelminthes; Cestoda; Diphyllobothriidea; Diphyllobothriidae
Source: the annotation of a GenBank genome assembly